Molecule: messenger RNA, 2627 nt
Organism: Lobosporangium transversale
Lineage: Eukaryota; Fungi; Mortierellomycota; Mortierellomycetes; Mortierellales; Mortierellaceae
Exons: 2
Coding region: 42-2627 (861 amino acids)
Biological process (GO): protein ubiquitination; Ras protein signal transduction
Cellular component (GO): cytoplasm
Molecular function (GO): zinc ion binding; ubiquitin protein ligase activity
Source: RefSeq, a predicted model, not a curated record
CCAAAAUCUCCCAAAUCUCCAAAUGACCAUGUCGAAGCAAUAUGUAUUAUUACCACCUUAAACUAGACCUCUACACAGACACAAAUCCUUUACCAGAACAAAACAGUAGCAACAGCAGCAACAACACGCUUGAGUCUAUACAGCCUCCAUCGCAACCUAAAUUGCGGCAACAGCAACAGCAACAGCAACAACUACACCAACAUAGGCCAAGUGAAAAGCAAAAGCAAAAGCAAAAACAGGAGCAAAUUCAGGAACAAGAACAAGGACAAGGAAAGCUGACCCAGCCCAACAUAAUUGCACAGGCCGCUCGUUUCAGAGACAUACUCAAGCCCUUCCCACAAUUGAAGGCGAAACAGCAGCAACAGUCUGAUCAUAUUAAAAAAAGUGUCUUUGAAAAGACGGUUUCUACCAUUAGCAGUAGCAGUAGCAGUAGCAGUAGCAGUGCCGAUAAUAACAAGAACGCCAAUAGCGGUGGUGACGACAUCAACAGUAGCGUAACUCUCAAUCGACCAUUAGAUUACCGGUUUGGCCCUAUCCGGAUUUCAUAUUUAGACCAGUCCGACAGCUCGACAAUACCUACUGCUACCAAGGAGAAGACAGGCACAGGCACUUCCCCUAGGAAUCGGGUUUCAAAGAGUAAUAGCAAGAAGAUGGGUGCUUCGUCAUCACCAUCCUCAUUAUCAGCAGCAGCGGCAGCGUCAGGGGGAGGAAAGGGAACAGGUGCUAGGUUCCAAGAAAUAGAGCCAGCUCAAGGGAUCCUGCGUCUGUUCAAGGACACGAAUGAGAUCACGACUGGACAGAUUCUUAUUCAAUCUGGAGCAGAUCGGCAGACAGAGAAUGGAGAAGAAGAGGUAGCCAAAGAAUCUACAUCCACGUCAUCUGCAAAGACAACAGCAACAGAAGAAUCUACAACAUCAAGUGAGUGUGAUCGUGAUUUUGAGGGAGCCCAGAUAAUCCAUCCUGAUCAUGGAACGUGCGUCUGUGUGCUUGCAGUACCAAGCUACAUGUCACCGGGUGACUUCUUGAAUUUUGUGGGUCCUGUCCGAGCAGAUGUCUCUCAUUUCCGAAUCAUACGAGAUUUAGCUCCUAAUCGGUUCAUGGUGCUUAUGAAGUUUAGGACCAGAGAGACUACCUCCCAGUUCUAUCAACGAUACAAUGGCAAGGCAUUUAGUUCGCUUGAGCCAGAGAUUUGUCAUGUGGUCUAUCUCAAAUCCAUUGAGAUCCGACCGAUGUCAAUGCCUCCAUAUGCGUUCCCUUUCCUCAACGAUGAUCCGUUCUUACAGAACAACCAUCCUACAUCACCAACUUCAGCAGCCACAUCGACAUUAUUACCAUCAUCAUCAUCAUCAUCAGAAGCGUUGACAGCAUCUUUAACAACGGCUGAUAUUACACGAUCAGAUUUGGGAUCAGAUAUACAGACGCCAUCAGCAGCUCAAGAUCAAACUCAAUAUCAAACAUCCUCUAAUUCAAUUGACGCUACAGGACUAACUGAGCUUCCAACGUGUCCAGUCUGUCUGGAACGUAUGGAUUCAUCUGUCACAGGAUUGUUGACCAUCCUAUGUCAACAUACAUUUCACUGCCAUUGUCUUAGCAAAUGGAACGAGGGUAGCUGUCCGGUCUGUCGAUAUAGUGCAAAGGGCAUCAAGAAGCCUGCUAUUGGACCGACAGCAGGUACAGAUGGAGUAUCAGAGGAACAGAAUGUAUGCGCUAUCUGCGGGACGAGUGAAAAUCUAUGGAUUUGUCUGGUCUGUGGACACAUUGGAUGUGGACGAUAUCAAGAGAAGCAUGCGUACCAUCAUUAUUAUGAAACGGCACAUUUGUAUGCAUUGGAGUUGGAGACACAGCGCGUAUGGGAUUAUGCAGGCGAUGGGUAUGUGCAUCGGCUGAUCCAGAACAAGGCAGACGGUAAAUUGGUCGAAUUGCCAAGUGCGGCGGUGGUGAGUGUGGAUGGAGGAAUACGGUCUCAACAUGGUGGAGGAGGGGACGGUGGUAGGGGUGGUGGUGAUGUAGGUCAGGAGAUUGGGCAAGAAAAGUUGGAUGCGAUCGGAUUAGAGUACACAUACUUAUUGACGUCUCAGUUGGAAUCACAACGGCUCUAUUUUGAUGCACAGAUUGCAGCGAUGACCACACAGCUGACACAGCUGGAUAAGGAAGCAAAAGAAUGGGAGAAGGAGGCAAUUUUGUUGGACCAAAAGAAUCGAGAAUUGACAAUGAUUGCAGAAUCGUUGGAGAAGGAGAAAAUACCGAUGUUGUUGAAGGAGAAGCGAGCUGCGGAGAAGCGAUUAGAGAAAUUACAAGAGAAGUUACAGAUAUUGGAACGACAGUAUGAGGAAGAAAAGGAGAUGAAUGUAGGGUUGAGGACGAACCAAGAGAGUUUUAAAGCAAAGUUGCAGGCCAAAGAAGCAGAGAUCCAAGAAUUGGAGGAACAAGUAAGGGAUAUGAUGAUCUAUUUGGACACACAACAAAAAAUAGAAGCGAGUCCGAUGAAGGAUGAGCUGGUCAAUGGGACCAUUGAGGUAGCGACAGCGCCGGCUCCUCAUAAUAAUAGUAGUAGUCAUGGCGCCAAUGGAUCAUCGACGUCUUUAUCUUCAGCCAAUCAUUCUCGACGGAAAGGCGGCCGUCGAUAA